Pseudomassariella vexata is the source of this 1144-nucleotide messenger RNA. RefSeq names its product proteasome A-type and B-type. The coding region runs from base 337 to 954 and encodes 205 amino acids. The transcript has 3 exons. Lineage: Eukaryota; Fungi; Ascomycota; Sordariomycetes; Amphisphaeriales; Pseudomassariaceae. Gene Ontology annotation, biological process: proteasome-mediated ubiquitin-dependent protein catabolic process. The record is from RefSeq and is a predicted model, not a curated record. Gene Ontology annotation, cellular component: proteasome core complex; proteasome core complex, beta-subunit complex.
GUAGAGGGGCAAAACAUCCCACUUUGAGAGCUGCAUUUGUUCAACUUGACCAACAGCAACCCGCCGGCCCAAGCGUUCGUGACCCCUGUCAGGUCGGGGCCAAAUUGAAGCUCCUGCCGCGCCAUACCGUGUUUGCCUUGCCUUGCUAGUAGCAACGACCGCAGCCAGGCGAACACCAGCUUCAAUAGAACCCCAUCCAUCACGAACAGCUCCACCACCCAACUUGACGACGAUCCGACUUCACAUAUCUACUGACCGCUCGAAUCGACCGUCAAUAUAGCUUUUGAUUGAGUCGCAACUUCUCUAUCCCCAAACCACCCGCAUUCUCCAUUCACCAUGUCCUCCCCCUUCUCCAUAAAUGGCGGCGCCUGCGUAGCCAUGGUGGGCAAGGACUGUGUAGCCAUAGCCUGCGACCUGCGCCUCGGGCUGCAAGCCCUAACGGUAUCCAACAACUUCCCCAAGGUGUUCCAGUACGGCGACGUGUUCCUGGGUCUGACGGGCCUCGCGACCGACGUCAUCACGGUCGCGGACCUGUUCCGGUACAAGGUCAACAUGUAUCGGCUGCGGGAGGAGCGCAACAUUGCGCCUACCACCUUCGCCAACCUCGUCAGCAGCAGCCUUUACGAGAAGCGGUUUGGCCCUUACUUCGUGUCCCCCGUGGUCGCAGGUCUCGAGCCCAAGACGGGACAGCCCUUCAUCUGCGGGUUCGACAGCAUCGGGUGCAUUGAUUUUGCCAAGGAUUUCAUUGUCAGCGGCACGGCGACGGAGCAGCUGUUUGGCAUGUGCGAGAGCUUGUGGGAGCCUGACCUGGAGCCGGAGGAUCUCUUCGAGACUAUCUCGCAAGCGCUACUGAACGCCGUCGACAGAGAUGCGUUGUCAGGAUGGGGAGCACACGUUUACAUCAUCGAGAAGAACAAGGUUACCAAGCGAUUACUCAAGGGACGACAAGACUAGGCGGUGAAGGGUUUGGGGAGUUUGGCUGGAUUGAUUCCUGAGACGCUGCAUCUUUGGGAAGUUUACUCAACGGCGAUGGACGUGCGGAUAAUAGACUACCAAUCAGAUGGCAAAGAAAGCUAUCUUGUACCAAUAAAUGUGAUCUCUGUGAGGUGGCUGCUAAUAGUUCAAACGGUAUUGGUAACAAGAC